CUCCACACUUGCUCCGUGCAGCCGGGCUAAUCCAGCCUUCGUCCCAUUCCGCGGUGGGCGCAGCUCCUCCGUUUCUCUGCAUCGAAUAUCUGCACUUCUGAAUCCGUCUCACGCGCAGUCGCUGCAUCGCGACCCCUCCGUCGCAAAAUGGGGAAGCUCAUCCGCCUUGAGCUUUUCAACUUCAAAUCCUACAAGGGCCACCACACCCUUCUUUUCGGAGAUGCGUACUUCACAUCCAUUAUCGGGCCCAACGGGUCCGGCAAGUCGAACUCGAUGGACGCGAUCUCUUUCGUGCUCGGUAUCAAAUCGUCUCAUCUACGAUCUACGAACCUCCGCGACCUAGUCUACCGCGGCCGUGUCCUGCGCACAUCCAAAGUAGAUGCGAACGGCAACGUCAUCGACGGGGCAGCAAACGGGGAGGAACAACCCGACGACGAAAUCGACGGCGAACAGUCCCAGGACCCGAGCGGAUUGAACGACCCCCGAACCGCAUGGGUCAUGGCCGUGUACGAGGACGAUGCGGGCGAGGAGCAGCAAUGGCGGCGAUCGAUCACCAGCCAGGGUGUCAGCGAGUACCGGAUCAACAAUCGCACCGUCACCGCACAGCAGUACAACGAGGCGCUCGAGGCCGAGAACAUCCUGAUCAAGGCGCGGAACUUCCUCGUUUUCCAGGGUGACGUUGAGGCGAUUGCGUCGCAGUCUCCGAAGGAUCUGACGCGGCUGAUCGAGCAGAUCUCGGGCAGUCUGGAGUACAAGGCCGAAUAUGAGCGUCUGAAAGCGGAGGCCGAGGAGGCCGCCGAAUCGCAGACCGUGCAGCUUAACCGCCGCAGGGGCAUCAACUCCGAGAUCAAACAAUACCAGGAACAGAAGCGAGAAGCUGAGAACUACGCCCGGAAGGCCGAGGAACGCGACCAGGCGAUCAUCACGCAUAUCUUGUGGAAGCUCUUCCAUUUUCAACGCCUGAUUGACGCAUCGAGUGCUGACAUCUUGAAGUACCAAGAUGAGCUGAAAGAAUUCCGUCGUGGAGUCGAAAAGUAUGAGAAGAACGUGGAGGAUGCUAAGAAGAGCCACGCCAUGGUUGGUAGGGAUGUUGCCAAGGCCGAGCGAAAUAUCUUGAAGAAGGAGAAGGACAUUGAAGAGGCUGCCAAUGCACUCGUACCCGUUGAUGAGAAGGUCGACAUCACCAGAAAGAAGGUCGAUCGCUUUGCUUCUCGUAUAGCAGAGAUUACCCGGGAGAAAGACUCUCAAUCGGCGAAUGUGAAACAGCUGGAGAAGGACCUCAAGAUUGUGGAGAAGGCACAGGCACAAUGGGAGGCAGAGUGGCAGAAGACCAUGAGCAAACAGGGUGGCCAGCUGAGCGAAGCCGAUCUGCAAGAGUACGCAAAGCUCAAGGAAGAAGUCAGUAAGAGAUCGUCUGCCGAGCAAUUGAACCUCGACAAUCUGCGCCGACAGAAGAAGACCGAAGCGGAGGCCUUGAAUAGCCUCAGGAGCAAAGUCGAAGGCGCCGAUUGGCAGUUUAAAACUUUGGAAUCUGAGACACAGACCUUGACUGAGCGCAAGAGCUCUCUCAACGAUACAGCCAAGACGGCUUCCAAGGAGAUCGACCGUAAGAAGAAGGAGCUCAAUGCUUUGACGUCUGAGCGCCUGCGCGUGUCUCAAAUGCGGACGGAAUUGGAAGAGAAGUUGCAGGUCGUUCUGAAAAAGCUGCUCGACGCCGAUGAUGGCCGAAAGCGGUCUGAAAGAGAGAUCAGGGCUAAGGAACUGAUCUCGACUCUUAAGCGCAUCUUUCCGGGGGUCAAGGGCCGCGUCAGUGACCUUUGCAAGCCCAAGCAGAAGAAGUACUCCGAGGCAGUGAGCACUGUGCUGGGCCGACAUUUCGACGCGAUCGUUGUCGAUAAUGAAAAGACAGCCAAGGAAUGCAUUCAACAUCUCCGCGAUCAAAGAGCUGGCCAAGCCACGUUCAUCCCCUUGGAGACAAUCCAGGUCAAGGCUUUCAACUCGAACCUCAAAGGCUUGCACCGCGGCAUGCGUCCAGCAAUCGAAACCGUCGACUAUGACGACUCGGUGGCCCGAGCCAUCAGCUAUGCAUGCGGUAAUGCAAUCGUCUGCGAUGAUUUAGCAACGGCCAAAUAUCUUUGCUAUGAGAGAAACGUCGAUGCGAAGGCCGUCACUCUUGAUGGCACUGUCAUACACAAAGGCGGUUUGAUGACUGGUGGUAAAGGCCCUCAACAGCACUCCAAGCGCUGGGAGGACUCUGAGGUGGAGAACUUGUACAAGCUCAAGGACAAACUGAUGGCUGAUCUCGCCAAUUUGCCCAAGGGCCAUCGCCGCGGCACUGAAGAGGAGACACUGCAAGGUGACUUGGUCGGCCUCGAGCAGCGUCUUGCCUAUGCUCGGGACGAGCUCAAAGCACUUGAAAGAAACCUCGAAAGCAAGCACAGCGAAUUGGAAUUCGUUAGAAACCAGCUCGAAGAGAUGCGGCCGAGGUUGUCCGAGCGCGAGGAGGCGUUAGAGGAACUGGAUGAGACCAUUGCUGCAUCUCAGCAGAAGGUCAGCAGUGUAGAAGAUGAAGUCUACAAGAAAUUCUGCAAGCGCUUGGGUUAUGCCAACAUCCGUGAGUACGAAGUCCAACAGGGAUCGUUGCAAGAGGAAGCAGCGCAGAAAAAGCUCGAGUUUACAACACAAAAGAGCAGGAUUGAGAACCAGCUGAGCUUUGAAAGACAGCGACUGCAGGCUACGAUUGACCGCGUUGCUAGCCUUCAGGCACAGCAUCAACGCGAUGAGGAGCUUAUUCAGGAGCUUAAGGCCGAACAAGAGCGCAUUAGAAACCAAAUGGAUCAGUACAAUGCUGAGCUUGACAUUCUUCGUGAACGUCUCGAAGAGCAAAAGGAGGCUUAUGCGCAAUCAGCCGAAAACCUGACACAUCAUCGCAGAGAGCUUCAAAAACGCACCAGAGAGGUCGAAGGCACCCUGAAGAAUGUCAAUGCCCUAGAGGCAGAGAUACAACGCAAUUCUUCCAGUCGAUACGCUCUUCUCCGGCGUUGCAAGCUUGAAGAUAUCGAUAUCCCGCUGACAGAAGAUUCCAAUCCACUGGAUCAACUUCCUAUCGAUGAUUUGGUGCAAGCAGCGGAUCCGGAUGCCAUGGAUGUCGAUGACGAUGCCAACGGGGUUGGUGACGCAUUUGGCGUCCAGGACUAUGGCAUCGAGGUUGACUUUGACUCCCUCGGAGAAACCCUCAAAGAGGAGGACGACGAAAAGCUGGAAGAAGAACUGCUCGAGAAAGUCCGGUCUCUCAACAGCGAGCUCGACAAGAUGGCGCCCAAUACACGUGCCAUGGAGCGAUUAGAGAGUGUGGAGAACAAGCUUCGAGCCACGGAGAAGGACUUCGAAGACGCCCGGAAGCGUGCUCGGAAGACAAAGGAGGAGUUUGAAGAUGUGAUGCGUCAGCGGUCGGAUCUCUUCAACAAAGCCUUCUCUCACAUCUCCGAGCAAAUCGGUCCCAUCUAUCGUGAAUUGACGAAGAGUGCCAAUUACCCAUUGGGUGGUCAAGCUUAUCUGGACAUCGAAGACUCGGACGAGCCCUACCUCGACGGUAUCAAGUACCACGCCAUGCCUCCGCUCAAGCGUUUCCGGGACAUGGAGCAUCUUUCUGGUGGUGAGAAGACCAUGGCCGCUUUGGCUCUCUUGUUUGCCAUCCAUUCCUACCAGCCGUCUCCUUUCUUCGUGCUGGACGAGGUCGAUGCCGCUCUCGACAACACCAACGUCGCGCGUAUCGCCAACUACAUUCAUGAUCAUGCUGCUCCGGGUAUGCAGUUCAUCGUCAUUAGUUUGAAGAACGGACUAUUCCAAAACAGUGAAGCACUGGUUGGAAUCUACCGAGAUCAGGUGGAAAACAGCAGUAAAUCUUUGACUCUUGAUCUCCGUAAAUACAACUGAAUGAUGAAUCGAAAAAGGCUGGCCGGACUAAGCUUCUUGACUUUUUCUGUCAUAUGAUGUGUAGAAUAUAUCAUUCUCUGGUUUUCUUCUUUAUGAGCAAGUAUGCUUUAGCUAUUGUGCCACGGGAUUAAUGG
Molecule: messenger RNA, 4070 nt
Organism: Aspergillus homomorphus CBS 101889
Lineage: Eukaryota; Fungi; Ascomycota; Eurotiomycetes; Eurotiales; Aspergillaceae
Product: cohesin subunit SMC1
Exons: 6
Coding region: 148-3936 (1262 amino acids)
Biological process (GO): sister chromatid cohesion
Cellular component (GO): nucleus; cohesin complex; chromosome
Molecular function (GO): DNA binding; ATP binding; protein binding
Source: RefSeq, a predicted model, not a curated record